Puntigrus tetrazona (Sumatra barb) is the source of this 1110-nucleotide messenger RNA. It is a transcript of the gene dnaaf6, whose product is annotated as dynein axonemal assembly factor 6. The record is from RefSeq and is a predicted model, not a curated record. Lineage: Eukaryota; Metazoa; Chordata; Actinopteri; Cypriniformes; Cyprinidae. The transcript is spliced from 6 exons. Bases 245 to 838 code for a protein of 197 amino acids. Gene Ontology annotation, cellular component: cytoplasm. Gene Ontology annotation, molecular function: protein-folding chaperone binding; dynein intermediate chain binding. Gene Ontology annotation, biological process: axonemal dynein complex assembly; flagellated sperm motility.
GUAAUGCAAAAAAUGGCAAAAUUAUCCUUUAUCAAUAUAUAUAUUGUACAAUACCUAAAAUGUUUUGCAUCAACGGUGAUUUUGUACGUUUUUCGACGCUAUACAUGUAAUAAAACGCCGCGUGCGGUUACCAUGGAAACACUAAACAAAGUUCCCGGAAGAGCAGCGCGGCGACGCUUUACAAACUAAGCGUAAAGAAAGUUUAAAGAAAACUCACCUUUAGCUUACAGUCCAAAAUUAACGAAUGAUUGAGAUGGAGGGUCUCGCGUCCGUGAAUGACCUCCAGGCCCUGUCUGUUCUGCUCUCUCCAAACAACGAGGAUGAGGAAGAAGAUCUCCAGCAAGUAAAGCCCGUGGCUAGGAUGGGCCCUGGACAUAUCGGCUCUCCUGCUGCACCUUCAGGAAAAAACAACAAAGAGGGUAGCACUGCCUAUGUGAAAAAGAACAGCAAAAACAUCUGGGACGAGGAUGAAGUAACCGAGGGAGCGCAUUUUGAUGACCUCACUGACCCACGGCCACAGCCAGAGUACGAGAUUGUGCUGAAACAGUCUGUUGGGACUGAAGAUUUGUUUCUUGGCUUGAGCAGAAAGGACCCCUCAUCCAUGUGUUGUGACAGCAUGCUGGUAAGAGUUAAACUGCCAGAUACAAAAGUGUCUGAUUUGGUGCUGGAUGUAAGAGAGACAUUUCUUGAUCUCAGAACUCCAAAGUAUAAGCUGGGCCUUCACUUGCCUCACCCAGUACACAAACAGGAGGGGAAUGCCAGAUUUAUUGUGGAGAGAGAAGAACUGGAGAUCACACUGCCCAUGAACAGACCGUUGGAUUGCAUCAACCUGACCUGAGAGAAACACAGAAAGAGUGACCGAACAGACAGUGUUGACAACUUCUACAGAUACUUUCACUGACAGUUUCAAAUCCAGCCUAUGAAACAUGACUCAUGAAUUACCUCUCUUAUCAGUUAACAAUAGAACCAGGAAACAGGAACCUAAAAUUACCAAAUCAAGUCAAUCCAACCGGAAGAGAGCAGGUGCCUGUGAAACAAAAAGUGGUUAUUCUGUAUUAUGUUUUAAUUCUCUUGUAAGUUUAAGCAUAAUAAAAUGGUGAAUCAUUUUAA